CAUCGCAACUCAGCGAGGUUACAGAGAGACUUUCCAAACCUCCAGUAGUGCUGUGCCGAUGUAAUCCGUGGUAAACGAGUUACAAUCACCACAAAAUACGUCCUCCAAUCCCGUCUCGCUUCCCAUCUUCACCUAAUCUAGAAAUUCUCGACAACCACUAACCGCGAACACCAUCAAACAACUCAACCCACUACACUGACAACAUGCCAGGCGCUCCCAAAAAGCGCCAAAAGCGCGAAGAGUACAAAGAGUCUCUCAGCAAAGAUGACCAAAAUGGUGCCCUUCCAAAGAAAAAAUUCUACAGGCAGAGGGCACAUGCCAAUCCAUUCUCGGAUCACUCUUUGACAUACCCCAAGAGCCCUUCUGACAUGGAUUGGGCGUCGUAUUACCCAGCUUACGCAGCUAAAAGCGACGAAAGUGAAGCCACGGUGACUCAAGCUCCAACAGAGGAGGACGCAAGCAGACAGAUCACUCGGCCAGUUGAGAUUGCCGAUAUUGGCUGCGGAUAUGGCGGUCUUCUCUUCGCGCUCGCUCCUAAGUUUCCAGAUACGUUGCUGGUCGGCAUGGAAAUCCGCAUCUCCGUCUGCGAAUUCGUGCAAGAAAAGAUCCGCGCGCUCCGCCACCAGUCCCUCGCCACAAACACCUACCAAAACGUCGCCUGCAUCCGCGCCAACACGAUGAAAUUCCUCCCCAACUUCUUCGCCAAAGCCCAGCUUUCCAAAAUCUUCCUCUGCUUCCCGGACCCGCACUUCAAAGCGCGCAAGCACAAAGCGCGUAUCGUGUCGUCGACGCUGAACUCCGAGUACGCGUACGUGCUUAGGCCCGGCGGGAUCGUGUACACAAUCACGGACGUCGAGGACCUGCAUAAGUGGAUGGUGGAGCAUUUCGAGGCGCAUCCGAGUUUCGAGCGCGUGGGCGAGGUGGAGCAGGAGGGGGACAUGUGUGUGGAGGUGAUGCGGACGGAGACGGAGGAGGGGAAGAAGGUGGGCAGGAAUGGGGGGAGGAAGUUUGUGGCGUGCUUUCGGCGGGUGGAGGAUCCGCCGUGGCCGUGAGCGUGCGUUGUGUGAGGCUUAUGUGGUUUUUGUCGAUUGUGAGAUAGCAAGGCAAUGGCGAAAUGCAUUUCACGCUCGCAGACAUCAUAUCGAAGGCUUCGCGUGCUUUCGGAGGAUGGAGGAUUUGCCUUGGUCGUGAGUGUGCGUUUUGUGAGGCAUAUCUGUCUUUUCACGGUUGCGAGAUAGCAGGCAAUGGCAAUAAAGGCUUCAUGCUCGCAGGAAUCACAUCAAAGGCCUCGCAUGCUUUCGGAGGGUGGAUGAUCCUUCUUGGCCCUGAGCGUCUUGUGAGGCAGAUCCGUUCUUUCCCGAUUUCGAGGUAGCAGGCAAUGGCAAAAAUCGUAUCACAUUCGCAGGCAGACGUCACAUCAAAGGCAUUGCGUG
This is a messenger RNA of Mytilinidion resinicola, 1433 nucleotides long. RefSeq lists its product as uncharacterized. Gene Ontology annotation, molecular function: tRNA (guanine(46)-N7)-methyltransferase activity. The record is from RefSeq and is a predicted model, not a curated record. The coding region runs from base 204 to 1052 and encodes 282 amino acids. NCBI's taxonomy places the organism in Eukaryota, Fungi, Ascomycota, Dothideomycetes, Mytilinidiales, Mytilinidiaceae. Gene Ontology annotation, cellular component: tRNA methyltransferase complex. Gene Ontology annotation, biological process: tRNA methylation; RNA (guanine-N7)-methylation. The transcript has 3 exons.